UCAGACACACAUGUGCGAGAAGAAUACCUGAUACCUGAAGAGAAGCAAAGCAGAAGCAAAUCGAAACCCAAUUAAAUAUUUAAACUUUAUGAUAUAUCAGUGUUUUUUUUGCUGUGUUCGAGUGCGGUAGAGUGCAAUUCCCUGAACGCGAAACAAUAAAUCAAUUCAAGUGAGACAAAGUGCAAAGGACAGGCCCAGGCCCAAGUGAGAACGAGAACGUGAACGUUUAAGCAAACCCAAACACCGAAAGACACUUUGCCAAAAGAGCGGGAAGCGAAGAGAAGAACCGAAGAGAGUCUGCGAGAUCGGAGAAAACGGGAAAGAAAGUUUAUAGGCAGCAACAUGACUACCAAAAUGGCAAUAAACGCAAAGGACAUCUUCCGCAACCAGCAUCGAAUGAUCAAGUUCAUCGCCCAGUCCAUUCGCCUGUGCAGCAACCAGUCGCUGAAGGCAGCCCAGGCGGCCCAGCAGCUGCAAAAGUCCUCGGUGGACUUUGAGAUCACCGCCUCGGUGAACACACAGUACACACAUGCCCCGGAGCCCGUCAAGCACGACAAGGAUCUGGGCCAUCUAUUCAAGGCCUCACAGUUGACGGUGCGCCUGGCCACGCCCCAACAGCUACAGCCGAAGCCGGACAACGACGAGGAGCUUGGCUUUGGCCGCCUCUUCACCGACCACAUGCUGAAGAUCUACUACCACAAGAGCCUAGGCGGCUGGCAAAAGCCAGAGAUCACGCCGCUGGAGAACCUGGUCAUGCAUCCCGCUGCCAAGGUCCUGCACUACGCCGUAGAGCUCUUCGAGGGCAUGAAGGCGUACCGGGGGGUCGAUGGAAAGAUCCGCAUCUUCCGUCCGGACAUGAACAUGGCCCGCAUGAACCUGGCCGCCCAGCGCUCCGGCCUUCCCACCUUCGAAGGUAAGGAGUUCGUUCAGUGCCUGUCCCGCCUGCUAACCAUCGACUCUGAGUGGGUGCCGCACACGGACACCGCCAGCCUGUACAUCCGCCCUACCCUCAUUGGCAUCGAUCCCACGUUGGGUGUGGCGUCCUCAGACUCGGCCCUGCUCUACGCCAUUCUCAGUCCGGUGGGCAGCUACUUUAAGACUGGCUCCUCGGGUGCCGUCUCCCUGCUGGCCGAUCCCGCCUAUACACGCGCCUGGCCCGGCGGCGUCGGUAAUCGCAAGAUGGGCUCCAACUAUGCUCCCACCAUCAAUGUGCAGAAGGAGGCGGCUGCACGGGGCCUCCAGCAGGUGCUCUGGCUGUACGGUGAAGAUCACCAGCUGACGGAGGUGGGCACCAUGAACAUCUUCAUGUUCUACGUGAACGAUCAAGGAGAACAAGAACUGAUAACGCCGCCACUGAGUGGCCUGAUCCUGCCGGGCAUUACACGCGACUCCAUCCUGAACAUGACCCGCCAGUGGGGCAAGUUUAAGGUGCGCGAAGCCAAUAUCACCAUGCCCAUGGUCUGUGAGCUGCUCAACCAAGGAAGGUUGCUGGAGCUGUUCGGUGCGGGCACUGCGUGCGUUGUUAGUCCCGUCAAUCGAAUCAACUACCUUGGCCAGGACCUCUAUGUCCCCACCAUGGAGCAGGAGAAGCCUGUCCACGAGCUGAUCCGCGAGACGCUAACCGACAUCCAGUACGGCAGGGUGGAUCAUCCCUGGUCGAUGGUGAUUGACUAAGCACUUUAGCUGUCCUUUGAUCCUUUCCCCCUAUCCUUAUCCCCUUCCCCUAUACUGUGUAUUAGUAGGAUUUAGUUGAAGAUAGUGUGCGUGUGUUCUGUGGGUGCUCGAAUUUUGUUUCGUUUGUUGCGCUGCGUGCAUUUAUCCGCCUAUUGUAUACUAUAAAUAGAUCCCUAUAGAUAAGUUGAGGGUCGCUAUAUAGAUGUCUAUAUGUCAUUCGAUUAAGUUGCAUUUAGUUGUAUAUUUAUUUAUUUAUAUUAUGGAAUAGAUUUCCAUUUAAUUUGUUUAUUGUACAUAUUCCAACCGGUUGAAUGGUAUUUAUAGAACCUUUUUUUUCACUCUGUUCUCUAAUCUCUUGUUAUGUGAGUGAGUGCUUUUUGUUUUAUAAUUUUUGCUUGUUUUUUGAGGCUUUGGAUCAACUUUUUGCGCUUUUACUUCCAAGCAGCAUCGAAAUCAAUUCAAAUUUUACCAACUAAAAAAAAACUAAAACUAAAAAAAAAAACCAAAACAAAACCGAAACCAAAACUUUGGAACAAGUUGAAAACGUACCGGAGGCGAAAUGCAUUUAUUAGUCUGUAAGCUGUCAAGGAUCGUGGAUCGCGAAUAGGAACUGAUUGCUAAGACAAGUCUUCUUGGAGGUAAAAGCAGCGCGAGAGGAGCUGUGGCUAAAGCUAACCCGUCUACCUAUACCUAAGCCCCCAACCCAACUCUGCAAGGAGACCUUCUAAGGACCCUCUUAUAAUAGGACACAACCAUAUCUGAAUCGAGAUGUAUACUAGUAUACUAUGAUGUAGUUGUUAAGCGAAUCAAUCGAUGAAUAAACAAGAAAAACUGAACAAAGCCAAACCGAAA
This is a messenger RNA of Drosophila persimilis, 2526 nucleotides long. It is a transcript of the gene Bcat, whose product is annotated as branched-chain-amino-acid aminotransferase, cytosolic. Gene Ontology annotation, biological process: L-leucine biosynthetic process; L-valine biosynthetic process. NCBI's taxonomy places the organism in Eukaryota, Metazoa, Arthropoda, Insecta, Diptera, Drosophilidae. Gene Ontology annotation, cellular component: mitochondrion. Gene Ontology annotation, molecular function: branched-chain-amino-acid:2-oxoglutarate transaminase activity. The transcript has 6 exons. Bases 343 to 1674 code for a protein of 443 amino acids. The record is from RefSeq and is a predicted model, not a curated record.